Messenger RNA from Sphenostylis stenocarpa, 816 nucleotides. NCBI's taxonomy places the organism in Eukaryota, Viridiplantae, Streptophyta, Magnoliopsida, Fabales, Fabaceae. The record is from the annotation of a GenBank genome assembly.
AUGGCUUUAGCAGUUUCCUCCACCGCAUUGUCAACGCUUCCAAGCAGAGAAAUUCGUCAAAAAGUUAAUUUGGUUGAAAGAACAGGUACGUGGUUGGGUUUGAGCAGAAGAACAACUGCAAAUGCAACAAAAGGAGUGUCAGCUGUAUGUGAGCCACUUCCUCCAGAUAGGCCAUUGUGGUUCCCUGGUAGUUCACCUCCUGGGUGGCUUGAUGGCAGUCUUCCUGGGGACUUUGGUUUUGACCCUCUUGGAUUAGGGUCUGAUCCAGAGUUGCUGAAGUGGUUCGCUCAAGCUGAACUAAUGCAUGCAAGAUGGGCAAUGCUUGCGGUGUUCGGAAUUUUGGUUCCAGAAUUGCUGGAAAAAAUUGGUUACAUAGAGAACUUCAACUGGUACGAUGCUGGAGCGCGAGAGUAUUUUACGGACCAGACAACAUUGUUCAUUGUGCAAAUGGGCCUGAUGGGCUGGGUGGAGGGACGAAGAUGGGCCGACAUGCUUAACCCAGGAUGCGUUGACAUUGAGCCCAAAGUGCCUCACAUUACGAACCCGAAGCCCGAUGUUGGGUACCCGGGUGGGUUGUGGUUUGACCCGAUGAUGUGGGGGCGUGGGUCACCUGAGCCAGUGAUGGUGUUGAGGACGAAGGAGAUAAAGAAUGGAAGACUUGCAAUGCUUGCAUUUGUAGGGUUCUGGUUCCAAGCUAUUUACACUGGGGAAGGACCCAUUGAAAAUUUGAUGGCACACCUUGCUGAUCCUGGUCACUGCAACAUUUUCUCUGUAAUUUUCUCUUCUUUUUUAUUCUAUUCACACCCUCCUACUUAA